This is a messenger RNA of Branchiostoma floridae (Florida lancelet), 1986 nucleotides long. RefSeq lists its product as uncharacterized. The transcript has 2 exons. NCBI's taxonomy places the organism in Eukaryota, Metazoa, Chordata, Leptocardii, Amphioxiformes, Branchiostomatidae. The coding region runs from base 39 to 464 and encodes 141 amino acids. The record is from RefSeq and is a predicted model, not a curated record.
GACACACCUUACAUAAUCAACAGCUUACAUCUUUCAACAUGGCGGCCGAAUACGAGGAACAGGUCGAGACGACCGAACAGAGUACAGUCAACCUCUGGAACCUCGCAGAAGACACACCGACGGCUCUUCCGAGAGGGGUCGGCAGUAAAGUUGGAAAUGCGGGAGGAAAUACGGGGAUCGUUACAACAUUAGGAUGGGAGAGCGAUUGGACAACGAUGAUGUAUCUAGGAGCAGGGCUCGGCGCUGUCAUUCUCAUCCUAGCCAUCUUCGUCUGCUGUCUGCUCAGAGAGAGGGAAAAACAAGAGGUGAUCAGACGAGCUCAACUAGAGGCUGCUUACAGAGUCAUGGUCCCCCUAUGGGGCCCGCGUGAAACAGUUCUCCUCCAGGCACCAUCGGUGAAAAAUGGACAUGCCCAUCCGUGGAGAUACCCUGCCUGUCCACCGAGAGAACAGGUUAUUGUAUAGUUUAUUUGGGAGGAGACCUGAGGGCCUUCUGUAUCGAAUUUUACCACAGCCGUCUGCAUGUACAGACACGUUUCAAUGUUUAAUUUGAAAGCGGCUAGCCUAGCUUUGUUAAUUACUUCGAGGUGGUAUAAAUAACACCGCCAUUCCACUUGGGAAGCGACCUCGUUGCAACCGCGUUGUGACCUGAAAUUCAACAAAUUGCUCAGCGAAUUUUAUACGUAAAACGAUUUUUUAAUGCUUUGUACGUCCUAUUAUCUGUUCUGUCAUUUUGUACAUUUUCAAUUUUAAGAUUUGACAGAACGCUAAACGAAUUCUAUACAUAGAAACACUUUUUUAAAGCUUUGUUCAUUCUUGUUUAUAUACAAGCCAUACAUGCACAUUUUGCGUGAUAUUCUAAUUAUGAAAUCAAAGGUUUAAUGAAUAGAAUUCAGGUCGCAACGAUGUUGCAGUGCGUUCGCUAUACUGGGAAUGGAGCUUAUGCUAAAAGAUUUCUGCAAAGGAAAAUGACUGUAGCUUUAAGUGAUUAGCAAUGUUUUCUAUCAUGAUUAUUACUGUAAAUUUGUUUUUGUAUUGACAAUGAGAGUAUGCGCUGAUAUGUAAUUAUUUCAUAUUUUGAUAGAUGGAAGAAGAAUGAAUUCGUUCGGCAUAGGCAUACUAUGCAUGGGUGAGCAUGAAUUUUUGUGAAAUAUUAUUAGCAUGGCGUUGGCUUUAGCAUUAUGUGUACUAUAUAUGUAUAUCUGUAAAAAAAAUGGAGGAAUAAUAUUAGCAUGGAACGUAAAUCAUAUUAAUGUGAUUGAGUGAUUUGAUCUACUAAAAAUCAACCUAAAGUGUCUACCUUCCAUGUUUUUUGAAAGAAAAAAAAUUACUCACAUAUCAACAUAUCAUAAAUGUUCUUGGAUUCUAGGAUAGGUAGGUACCCUUGCCAAUAGCCCAAGAUAUUCAAGAAUCAGUUUCAUGUCAAUUUCGUUACUAGCAUUUGUAAAAACAUUUUAUAACUAAAAAGCAAGAUGUCAAUUUUUUGUAAUAGAUGUGGAUGUGAAUGUAGAUAUAAGAAUGUAGAUAUAAGAAGACAUCUUUCUCUUUCUUUGAAUAAAGGUUUUUGUCAUGUAUUUUAGAAUAAGAAUAGUAGAAUAAGCAUUAGAGUUAGGAACGAUGACAUGUAACUUGAUAAUUCAGAUUUGUUGUUAGGGUAGCAAAUAAUAAGAUGCUUUACUGACAAUUUUAUGUUUACUAAAUGUUGACUUUUAUCUGGUUAUUAUAUAUAUGGUAUAUCAUAAAUGGAAUGUGGUAAUAUUUAGAGCAAUAAGUUAUCAUUACAGUUCUUAAUAAUGCCGAUAACUUUGCCAUGUGGAACAAGGUUGUUUGUAAGUUUUAUCAUUAAUUUAUCAUCCACAGGCAACAAGAGUUGACGGAAGGCGAAAGUAGACAUCUUUCUCCAGUAUGUUAUCAUGAUCAGAGGCUGUGUACUUAAACAAUGUUCAGCUAUAGGCACAUGAAGCAGUUUAUAAGUACUGAGCUGGCC